AUGCGCAUCACCACUCUCUCCCUCCUCCUCCUCCCCCUCGCUGCCGAAACCGUUGCCGUGCCCGCCCCCACCGAUAACAGCACGUGGGCCGAAAUUCUCACGGACAUCCCGUUCCCCAACGACCCUUGCAAGAACGGUAACCUGGCUUGUUUCAAGUAUGGGAAGCAAUGGGAGCAAGCAAUGGCCAAGAAGAAGGCGGCGCUGGGGAGCACGCGGAAGCUUACGACACUUGAGGAGAUAACAGGGAAUGGGGCAGCGGUCACGAAGGUUGGGCUAGAGAGAUACAAGAAAAAGAAAGACGAGGAGGUAAAGAAGGCAAGGGAGGGCCGGAGGUAG
Messenger RNA from Morchella importuna, 336 nucleotides. RefSeq lists its product as uncharacterized. NCBI's taxonomy places the organism in Eukaryota, Fungi, Ascomycota, Pezizomycetes, Pezizales, Morchellaceae. The coding region runs from base 1 to 336 and encodes 111 amino acids. The transcript has a single exon. The record is from RefSeq and is a predicted model, not a curated record.